Messenger RNA from Taeniopygia guttata (zebra finch), 602 nucleotides. Lineage: Eukaryota; Metazoa; Chordata; Aves; Passeriformes; Estrildidae. The record is from RefSeq and is a predicted model, not a curated record.
GUACCGCUGACGUCACGCCGUACCGCUGACGUCACGCGCAGCAAUGGCGGCGGCGGCCGGGCCGGGAGCGGCGGCGGGAGCGGCGGGGGCGGCCCCGCCUCGGGGCAUCCGCGCCUGGCUGCGGAGCGCCUUCCGCUUCGCCACCGACCGCAACGACUUCCGCAGGAACCUGCUGCUGAACCUGGGGCUGUUUGCUGCCGGGGUCUGGGUGGCACGGAACCUGACUGACAUCGACCUGAUGGCCCCACAGCCCAGCCCGUAGCUCCGAACCUCCUGACCCACGUUUGAGAGCAGAACCCGCUCCCCUGACGGUGCCAACUCCUGUGCCAGGACUGGAGCCGUGGAGCUGCUCUGAACCCCCUGGAAUUGCUCCUGGAGCUACUCUGAUCCCCCUGGAGCUGCUCUGAUCCCACCUGGAAUUGCUCUGAUCCCACCUGGAGCUGCUCUGAUCCCACCUGGAAUUGCUCCUGGAGCUGCUCUGAUCCCUUUGGAGCUGCUCUGAUCCCCCCUGGAAUUGCUCUGGUCCCACCUGGAGCUGCUCUGAUCCCACCUGGAAUUGCUCUGAUCCCCCUGGAGCUGCUCUGGUCCCACCUGGAGCUGCU